AUGAGAAAAACAUGUGAAGUAUGUAAAAAUAAAACGUUUCAGUAUGUCUGCCCCUCAUGUGAAAUAGUAUACUGUAGUGUUGAAUGUUAUAAAUUACAUAAUUCAUCAUGUGUUAAAUCAUUUUUAGAUAAUCAGGUGAAUGAAAAUAUAAGAAAUAAUGAAUUGACAGAUUUUGAUAUAAAGGAAUUUAAAUUCAAGUUGAAGAAAUUUUAUGAUUUACAAGAUGAGGCAGAUUGUAAGAAUGAGGGGGUUAACGUUGAUAGGAUAAUAAAUGGAUAUGAGUCACCAGAAAAGAAAAAAGGAAAGAAUAAUGAUAAUGAUGAUAAUGGUAGUGAUGAUAAUGAUGAUGAUAAUGGUAGUGAUGAUAAUGAUGAUGAUAAUGGUAGUGAUGAUAAUGAUAAUGAUAAUGGUAGUGAUGAUAAUGAUGAUAAUGAUGGUCAAUUGGAGAAUCCUUCUGGACAUCUAAAAAAAUGGUACAUCAGCAAUAAACGAUAUAAGGUGUUAACCGAGCUAGCUUUAAAAGAUGAAAUAAAAUUAGAGAAUUUAAAUGAAAAAGAAAAAAAACAAUUCUUCUCAUUUAUAAAGAACAAUGAUAUGAAUUUAUAUAUAGAAAGAUAUGAACCUUGGUGGUUAAACUGUGUAAUAAAAAAAAUGAAAAUACCUGAGGAACAUAUUUGUUGUAUUAAGAAGGUUAAUGAUCAAGUUAUAUAUAUAAUUAUAGAAAUUAUAUAUGCAUAUUGUUAUUUACAUCGUAUAUAUAAUAAAAGUAUUAAUAAUAAAGAAUUCUGUUAUUCUUUAUUAUAUAUAUCAGAAUCUUUAAAUAGAUUUAAUAUUCCACAAACAAAUGUAUUAAAUACAAUUAAUAAUAUUUUUGAGAAAAUAAUUGAAAACGAUGAAUUAAUAAGAGAAAAAAAUGUUUUAUAUAAUGUAAUUACAGAUGUAACCAAAAUAUUAAAUUUAAAAGAAUUAUUACUUAGAUCUUUAUAUGAAACGAAAAAAAUUUUUAAAAAAGAGAUUCAAAAGAUUCAAUUGUAUAAGGAAAAAUUAUAUAAAAAAAAUAAUAAUCCAACGAAAAUUCUUGAUAUCAUGCAAGAAGAAAAAUUAUUUAAAUAUGUGAAUAAAAAAAUUAAAUUUUUAUAUUCUUAUUCUUAUUAUCAUUUCGAAAACUUUCAAGAUAUACAUAAGCAGCUUACAAAUUUUUAUAAUGAGCACAAGAGGUAUGUAAUUCAAAAUGAAAAAAGGGAGAUCACCUUUGAGAAGCAAUAA
This is a messenger RNA of Plasmodium adleri (nom. inval.), 1266 nucleotides long. RefSeq names its product conserved Plasmodium protein, unknown function. Lineage: Eukaryota; Apicomplexa; Aconoidasida; Haemosporida; Plasmodiidae. The transcript has a single exon. The record is from RefSeq and is a predicted model, not a curated record. Bases 1 to 1266 code for a protein of 421 amino acids.